Molecule: messenger RNA, 992 nt
Organism: Zootermopsis nevadensis
Lineage: Eukaryota; Metazoa; Arthropoda; Insecta; Blattodea; Termopsidae
Source: RefSeq, a predicted model, not a curated record
UUGAAUUAAAAUUUAACUUAAAUUAACGGUCAAGUGAAUAAGCGUAAACAAAUUAACAACGCUAUAUAUAUUAGUAAUCUUAUAUUAAUAUUCCGUAAUUACUAGGCAGUAAUAAAUACUGUAGAAAUUUGGUUUAGUGGAGGAUAUUUGAAGAUGUCUAUCAUCUCGAUUGUUGCGCCGUAUAGUCCGUCUGGUAGAAGUUUACUAAUGUUUCAGAGGUCCUUGCUGCCUACAUCCUCAGGGCCAACAUCGCCCUGAUGAUGGAGGUAGCAAGGCUAGGUUACACGGCGUAACAACCCAGAUGACAGCCGUCUUCAGACACACCGCCGUGAAAAUCUCAAACUCUACUUGGAGGAUAUUUAAUUGCGUGCUUGUGGCACUGUUGGAAUGGCAGGAGAAGGCGUUUGUUUGAAAUUAUAAAUAAUAUACAUACAUUUAUAAUAUGGUUAUUGCACGCCUGUUGAAAGUUUAGAAUGAUUUCCUUAAGAUUGUGGAAUAAACUAUAUGUGCUUAGAAAUUACUCUAUUAAUGCUGGGACUAUUUGCAAAGCUAAACUGGGCCAGUUAGUGUUUGAUAACCUCAAACCUGUGAGACUUCGCACUACAGAACAGAAUUUGACUCAAAGUAGAGCUUUUGAUAAAGGAUCUAACAUCAACUUUAAGAAUAAAACAAGAUUCACCGAAAGUGAAACACAGUACAGUAACAGUAGACAUAUUAAAAGGUCACUCCUGAUUUUGAAUUCUUCUGUUCAGAAAUCAAAUAGGAUAUAUAAGUCUGACUUGGAGCAAAUUUUGCUAGAUAUCAAGAGAGAAGGAAUAUCUGUAGACCAGCAUGGUCUACUGUUUCUUCAGUGCUGUGGUGACUUAUUGCCUGAUGAGCUUCCAGCCACAAGAACUGAUCUUGCUCAUAAAAUAUGGGAUUGUCUACAAGAAUUAGGUAUAUGGUAUGCUGCAGUUCAGUGAAAAUUAAUAAUGUUUAGAAUGUUGUGCACA